AUGGAAUCUCACAGCAUACCGCCUCUUUAAUUGAGUUCACCUAAUCACUCUCGCAGGCAGCCGUUGCAAAAUGUCGUUGUCCACAUUGAAGCCAGUUUCCUGCUGCAUCCCUCCGGCCGCCGGGGCAAAUGAUCCGCUCUCCAAAGUGUCUACAAACACAAUGAUCAAUACACGAGCUCAACCUCCUCAGGUGAAGGGAAAGGAAAAAUUACUCUUACGGAAAAGCUUAUCUGCUACAUCUAGACGAGAAAUGAUGCAGUUAACAGCUGCGUCUGUAGGUCUUCUCUCUCUUGUGCUACCGCCAUCUGCUGAAGCUGACACUGGAAAUGCGAUCAUGGAUAUAUUUGGAGAGCUGGGGCGAAAGAUUGGUCUGAUAAAGCCAAAAGAUGAAGGUAAAGAAGAGAAACCAAAAGAUGAGUCUGAAGGCAAGUCAAAGGUACAGAGCGGCAGCACAAAAGAAGCAAAACUGAAACCAAAGGAUGGGAGCGAAGCCAAACCAAAGGCACACGACGGUGGCAAGGAAUCCCAGGCAGAGAUAAAAGAUGGAAAGGAGCAGCCAAGCACACCUCAAGAGUCCAAAGUAGCUCCAAGUGAAGGGCCAGUGAUCCCGGCACUUCCCGGUAUCAUAAAUGGUAAAGCUAUCGAAACUGCUCUCCCAUGAUUCUAUUUCAGAAAUCCUAGAUUUACCAUUGUUGUAUCAGUAGCAUUAUGUGUAUGCUGACAUUUUGUCUCACCACUGGAUCGCCAAUUUCGUCAUAAAGACAUUCUAUUGCUUCUUCUUUGGCAAUCCAUUAAUAAAGACAUUCUGUUUCUUUCU
This is a messenger RNA of Salvia hispanica, 817 nucleotides long. RefSeq lists its product as uncharacterized. Lineage: Eukaryota; Viridiplantae; Streptophyta; Magnoliopsida; Lamiales; Lamiaceae. The record is from RefSeq and is a predicted model, not a curated record.